AGAGAGAGCACCAGCACUGCUGUUCAUUCCUGCACCUUCGCGCGCCUCUCCAAAUAAAAAAAAACGCUUUGAUGUUGUUUUUGUUCCGCCUCGCUGUUUCACGUGCGCCCAAUCACAUCCGCGCAUUCCCCGCCUAUUUACCAUAAUCAGCGGGCUCUCCCCAAUCCGCGGCGGGUGGGCGUGGCCCGCCGCCUCGCGCUGGAGUAGAAGGCGCUGAGUGUGAGAUUCGCAUCCCUCACUUGAGAAUGGCGGCGGCUGCUGCGUGCAGUGCGCAGAGCCCGCUGAGUAGUAGCUGCUGCCCGGGGAAACUUCACAGAGAGCCCGCCAAGCGGAGGAGCGACUCGCGGCGGAGGAGAGCCGCGCUGCUCUUCCUCACCAACAUCUCCCUCGACGGGCGGCCGGUGCUGCAGCUGAACGACGCGGCCCUCAGCGCUGCGGAGUUCGAGGCCAGCGACCUCGGCUCCACGGCGGGGGAACUCUCUCCCUGCAGCUGCGGCAGCGGCACCUUCCCCAGCCUCUCCCCCUCCGGCAGCUGCUGCGGCGGCCUCGGCAGCCCCGCCGCGGCGCUGGGGCUCCUCACCGUGCCGCCCAUCCUGGUGCUGCCGUCCUCCGACUCGGACUAUGAGCAGGACGUUUUCUCGGAGCGGGGGAGCGGCUCGUUCUCCUCGCAGGGGAACCUCCUGUCCCCGUCCAGCUUCCAGCCCACUCCGCUCGGGGCGCCGCGCAAGUCCCCAACGCUGCUGUCUGUCCAGAGCUGCGGCUCCUCGCUGGACUCCCGGCAGAGGACCCGUAACCUGUCCGGAUCCCCUCGGCCACGCUCCUUGAAGAAAGUCCAUUUCAUUAAGAACAUGAGGCAGUAUGACACCAGAGGCAGCAGGAUAGUGCUUAUCUGUGCCAAGAGAUCACUGUGUGCUGCAUUCUCUGUGCUGCCAUAUGGAGAGAGCUUUCACAUAAGUGACCCAGCUCUGAACACCGAAAGGCGGAGGCACUCAUCUGGAGGGAUCUCCACCACCCUGGAGAUGUUUCCUGGGCUGGAGGGAGUGGAGCUGGGCAUAUACGGCAGGACGGUAUCUUAUGCUCAGUUCCUGUACCCCACUAAUGCUCUGGUUCGAGAGAAGCCACCAGAGAUCGCUCUGCAGCUUCCCUACUCCAGAAACAGCAUCCCACGCAGCUACCCCCCAUCACGCCUCAACAGCACUGUGGGACUCGACCUGGGGAUAGAUGACUCUGAUUAUGACCCCAACCUUCUAAGUGACCCACAGUGGCCUUGUGGGAAACACAAGAGAGUGCUGAUCUUUGCCUCCUACAUGACUACAGUGAUCGAGUACGUCAAGCCAUCAGACCUGAAGAAAGACAUGAACGAGACCUUUAAGGAGAAGUUUCCUCACAUCAAGCUCACGCUGAGCAAGAUCAGGAGUCUGAAGAGAGAGAUGCGGACUGUAGGAGAGGAGUUCUGUCUGCAGCCGGUCACUAUAGCCAUGGCCUUUGCGUACUUUGAGAAGCUGGUGCUGCAGGGUCGUCUGAACAAGCAGAACAGAAAGCUGGUUGCAGCCGCCUGCCUCCUGCUGGCAGCCAAAAUCAGCAGUGACCUCAAGAAGCAAGAGGUCAAACAGCUGAUUGAUAAACUGGAGGAGAGGUUCCGUAUCAGCCGGCGGGAGCUGAUCUCGGUCGAGUUCACUGUGCUGGUAGCUCUAGAGAUGGCCCUCUACCUGCCUGAUAGUAAGGUCAUGCCCCACUACCGCAGACUGGUCCAGCAGCCCUGAGAUCCAGCCUAGCAGCUCUGAGAGAGAUCCUGAAGCACGUCCUGUACGUGUCUAAAGGCCCACCCGUAGAGGAGAGCAAAAGAAGGCAAAAAACAAACUAAAAAACAUGCACCAUGGUUCUACGUGCUGGAAAAAAAAAAAAAAACUACUCAGCACUGUCAGCACUGAUGUAUAUCUACACUGAGCUCUGGGGGAGGGCAUCUAUUUAUAGUCCUCAGGCCAGUACUGAGUCUUCUUCAAGUUGACUGUUUUCAUGUUUUUGCUUUUUUUUUUCCCUCACAUGGGACUAAUUUUACAGAACGACACGGCAGAAGAACGGAUGAAGCGGAGAGAGGAGGCUUUAAAUCAACUAAAAGACGAGGGAAGAGCUUUUCCCAGAUCAAGCUUGUACGUGUGAGAGCGAACGUUUGUGUUUUUUUCUUUUUUUUUUCUUACAUUCCUUGGCGGUUUACCAAAAAUAACUUCUAUUUUUAAUUUACAACAGAGCUCUUCUUUUGUAUUCCCUUUUCUGCGUAUGUAUUUAUAGUAGCCACCUUGAAACAAUUAUUGAAUUCACUAUUGCUGUAUAUUAAUAUUAUUAUUAGAUCCAGGCAGUUCAUCUGUAUAAUCUUAUGCAAAUGUGUGUGAGUUUCCUAGCACAGUUUUGAUGACUGGUAACACACCCUUGUAGCAUCGUGAGUGACCAGUAUAAUAUGACCGUUUCCUGUGUAAGACGUUUUAAGGCCUUGCACUAAGGCGCUAACUAAAAAAUUGAAGUGCUCUAUGUUAGAGCGGAUUCAAACGAAAGCACGUUUUAUUGUGCUACUUCUUUAUUCUAUUUUAUUUAUUCUCGUCUUUUCCUUAAAACUUUAGACUUUAGACUGUGCCCCUAGUUUACUUACCUUCACUUGUUUUUUCACUCGUUUUCACACUCGUUUUCACUAGUCAGUGGUGUGUUGAUGGUGGUCACAGGAUAUAGCGGGUACUCUAUAUGACACAGUUGUGGCACUGUGGUUAUUGUGCAAUACAUGUAUAAUGUUGCAGCCAAAUCCAAACCUGCACAGUGCUUCCUCUUUAUUUAAUACACCAAAAAAGAAAACUGUCUUUUAUUGUUUUAUGCUCUUUUUUUGCAUUUGUUACCGAACCUUAACGUAGAAUCGGAACUCUCGUAUUGUAUAGCUUUAAGCAUAUCUCAUCACUGUGAUUUUUAGACUCUCUAAACAAUAGGGAUGCACAGAAAUUAAAAGAUUUGUCCAAAACCUAACAAAAUUAAACAUUUGGCCGAAUUUUAUACACGUUUAAACACGUUGAUUUCAGUUCAGAAUCAUUUUUUUGCAUUACAUUACAAAAAACAAUUUAUGCAACUACAGUUGGGCGAUAUGGUCUUAUUAUUACAUCAUGAUGUUAAAAGACUUUUUUGAUAAAAUGUAAUAUUUAUGCUAAUAUUUUGACAUGCGUACAAAAUCCAUCUAUGCCAACAGAUUCUUAAAAAUACUAUAAAAAACAGUACCAAUGAGGGAAAACGCCAGAAACCACAGGUGGUUCUGAGGUGUUUAAGACAUUAAUAAGUACUCAAAUGCCAAAAAAAUGUGCUGUCUGCUGUUUCAAGAGUGAAAAUAGUCACUAAUAUAGAGAUCAGUCUCAUUCCAUUCCUGUCUUCCAGCACCUUUUUCUUUUUCUGUUUUUUAUAUUUAUUGACUGUUAUGUUUAAUGACUUUUAUAUCUGCCCGCAGUACAUUUCAUUAGCAGCUUUUGUAUAUAUAUGUGUGUGUGUGUGUGUUUUAAUAUAUUCCUUAUAGCAAAAGUAAUG
Astyanax mexicanus (Mexican tetra) is the source of this 3552-nucleotide messenger RNA. RefSeq names its product Cdk5 and Abl enzyme substrate 2b (gene cables2b). The record is from RefSeq and is a predicted model, not a curated record. The transcript is spliced from 9 exons. Lineage: Eukaryota; Metazoa; Chordata; Actinopteri; Characiformes; Acestrorhamphidae. Bases 246 to 1763 code for a protein of 505 amino acids. Gene Ontology annotation, biological process: regulation of cell cycle.